Messenger RNA from Triticum turgidum subsp. durum (durum wheat), 1107 nucleotides. NCBI's taxonomy places the organism in Eukaryota, Viridiplantae, Streptophyta, Magnoliopsida, Poales, Poaceae. The record is from the annotation of a GenBank genome assembly.
AUGGCCACGGCGUCGCCGGCGUGGAUAGUGCCGGUGCUGCUUGCCCUCGCGGCCCUUUGCGCGGCGGCGGAGGCGGAGGCGUCGCCAGCGAAGGUGCCGGCGAUGUACGUGUUCGGGGACUCCACGGCCGACGUCGGCAGCAACAACUACCUGCCAGGCAACGCGGUUCCGCGGGCCAACUUCCCGCACAACGGCGUCGACUUCCCCACCUCGCGCCCCACCGGCCGCUUCAGCAAUGGCUACAACGGCAUCGACUUCUUAGCUCUGAACAUGGGCUUCAAGCGCAGCCCCCCGCCGUUCCUCUCGGUGGCCAACAGAACCAACAGGCAGAUCACGCGAGGGCUGCUGGGAGCAAACUUCGCCUCUGCAGGAUCAGGCGUUCUUGACACGACGGGGGACUCCAUCGUCUCGAUGAGCAAGCAGGUGGAGCAGUUCGCCACUCUGCGAUGCAACAUCUCUGCGCGCAUCGGCGAAGAGGCGGCCGACACCGUGCUGUCGAGGUCCCUGUUCGUCAUCAGCACCGGCGGCAAUGACAUCUUCGCCUUCUUCUCGGCUAACAGCACGCCGACGGCCGCGCAGAAGCAGAUGUUCACCUCCAACCUCGUUUCGCAGUACAAAAAUCAUGUGAAGGCUCUGUUCGGCCUCGGGGCGAGGAAGUUGGCCGUGAUCGACGUCCCGCCGAUCGGGUGCUGCCCAUACCCGAGAAGCCUGCACCCUCUCGGUGCGUGUAUCGACGUCCUCAACGAGCUGACCCGUGGGCUCAACAAGGGCGUCAAGGACGCCAUGCAUGGCCUCAGCGCCAGCUUGGGUGGCUUCAAGUACUCCAUCGGGAGCUCACACGCCGUCGUGCAGAGCAUCAUGAAGCACCCCCAAAGACUAGGAUUCAAGGAGGUGACCACGGCGUGCUGCGGCUCCGGCAAGUUCAACGGCAAGUCGGGCUGCACGCCCAACGCCACGCUGUGCGACAACCGGCACGAGUACCUCUUCUGGGACCUGCUGCACCCGACGCACGCCACGUCCAAGCUCGCCGCCGCGGCCAUCUACAACGGCUCGCUGCACUUCGCAGCGCCCAUAAAUUUCAGGCAGCUAGCGGAGGACCAGUGCUAG